Molecule: messenger RNA, 778 nt
Organism: Moneuplotes crassus
Lineage: Eukaryota; Ciliophora; Spirotrichea; Euplotida; Euplotidae
Source: the annotation of a GenBank genome assembly
AUGAUCUUUAAACUAAUAAAAUAUAAUAAAUAGCAGGAACAAGUGAUGUUCGCCAAGAUUCCAAAAGUCAAGUUCAACUUCAAUAAAGCUCAAAUGUAUACUUCUGACGCUAACUCCCAUCUUAUGAGCCACAGAAAUGAAGCCAAGUCAAUGAUUUUGAAGCGGAAUUUGUCAUGAUUUCGAACUUCAAAGAAGAACAGACAGAGCAAGUCAAGACUCAUGAAUGUGCGCAAGUAACAGAGCCUUACUUAACGGAAAUUCACGUUUCAGAGACCACAACAACCAGUCUGAGAAAGUUCUGCAUCAGCUGGCAGACAUUAAAAUUAAAAAGCUUCCGAAAGUGUUCAACUACUACCAAGAAGACCCUGACUCUAAGAUGCAGAGGUCGAUGAGUCUGAGUUCGCACUCCAAAGGGUUCCGCAUCAGGAAGUCUGGAGACAAAAUAGCCAUCCCUACCGAGAAAGAAGGCAAACUCUCUUUCAGGUCGAUCCUCACAACUAUCAUCGAGCGGAACAAGCGAUUCGAACAGCAGAGGCCUCCCAUUGACAAGAUCAGGAGCCUGAUCCUCGGGAGCAAGAGAGCCAGAGAAAGAGCCGAGAAAUCAUGGAAGGACGACAGAGCCAGCUUCACUCCGUUCGUAGCUCCAGCGCCAGGGCCUCCACAAGAAGUGCAGGGAGCUGUGCAGAAGAUCAGAAUCAGGAUCCGGUCGAAGGCAAAGACCCCAAUGAUCCACUAAGCUAUUUAACUCAGAAGAAGGAAUAUCCUCUGUGCAAUAUGC